Molecule: messenger RNA, 1225 nt
Organism: Physella acuta
Lineage: Eukaryota; Metazoa; Mollusca; Gastropoda; Physidae
Product: fibrinogen-like protein A
Source: RefSeq, a predicted model, not a curated record
GACAUGACAACGGUAUCACGCGAUAGCAGGGCUGUAAGCCAAUCAUCUAGUUGUGAGUCACAAGUUUGUCAGUCUCUAGAAACGUUGGUGGGAAGUAUUGAGUCGAAGGUUAAUAACCUUGCAGCCGACGUUCUUUGCAUGAAUGAGAACCUAAAAGUAAUUGAUUUCAAGCUUCAGUUGCAACAAGGUAAUGAGCAAGUCUGUCAAAACCAGCUUCAGGUACUACAAGGUAAUGAGAAACUAUAUCAAAACAAGCUUCAGGUACUACAAGGUAAUGAGCAAGUCUGUCAAAACAAGCUUCAGGUACUACAAGGUAAUGAGCAAAUGUGUCAAAAUAAGCUUCAGGUGCUACAAAGUAAUGAACAAGUCUGUCAAAACAAGCUUCAGGCACUACAAAGUAAUGAUCAAGUCUGUCAAAACAAGUUUCAAGAGCUACAAGGCCAGGUGCUAGUCAUGCAAAACAAGUUACAAGAGCUACAAAACAAUUUUCAAGAUAAUCUAAAGGCUACAAUGAUAUCCGUGAUGAAGAUGUUCUUAUCGCCAAAAUUUCUCACGCUGGAGAUGUGUAAAAGAAAUCAACAAGCUGCUACGAAAUAUGUAGCUGUCCUCAUUGUGAAAGACGUGGAACAGACCUGGUGUGAUACGGUUACUGACGGUGGAGGAUGGGUUGUCAUUCAGAGACGUAUAAGCGGUGGCGUUGAUUUCAACAGAACGUGGAACGAAUAUAAAGAGGGAUUCGGCUCAAUAUCUGGCGACUUUUGGCUUGGGAACGACUUGAUUUCACAGCUGACUAUGAAGGGUUACAAUGAACUAAGAUUUGACAUGAAGUAUAAAGGCAAAGAUUACUACUCGGUGUACAGCGGUUUUAAGGUAGAAAAUGAAGCAGCGCUGUACAAGAUGAGAUAUUCGUUAUGCACUGGUGGGAAUGUUAAAGAUGACUUCUUUCUAAACAGCGCCAUGAAUUUUUCGACUAAGGACCGAGAUAAUGAUUUGUUUAGUAAUUUAAAUUGCGCAUUAUAUAAUCUUGGUGGCUUUUGGUGGAACGCCUGUGGUGAAGUUAAUGUCAAUGGCGUUUGGGCGAGCAAAGAAUUCGGAAAAGAAAUGGGAUGGUAUAACAUUACAGGUCGAUAUAACUCUCUGGAAUUUGUUGAGAUGAAAGUUCGUCUUAUCUAACCAGACUGAGAGAAAAGUUGGUCUUGUCUAUUCUGAUUGAUUGUUCAGUAAA